Ostreobium quekettii is the source of this 312-nucleotide messenger RNA. The record is from the annotation of a GenBank genome assembly. NCBI's taxonomy places the organism in Eukaryota, Viridiplantae, Chlorophyta, Ulvophyceae, Bryopsidales, Ostreobiaceae.
AUGUUGCUGUGCCUAGCAGCCCUUGAAGCAUGGCUGCAGCUUCCCAUCGAUGACAACACGUAUGGCGAGGAUAUUGUGCUUAAGGCCAAUGACUGGCAUGCGUCCCUUGUGCCUGACUGCAUGGGAGCUAAGUAUCGGCCAGGGGGAGUCUACUUGGUUGCCAGGAGCAUCUUGGCGAUCCACAGAUGGAGGCACCAGAGGGUCAGGUCAGCUGGACAUCUGCAAGGAUUGAUGUUUUGCACACACCAGCCCAUGCCAUUGAUGCCAACGAGGGGAUCGUUGGGUGCAGUCUUCGAUAUCAGUUCACUCUGA